This is a messenger RNA of Gigantopelta aegis, 5585 nucleotides long. RefSeq lists its product as uncharacterized. Gene Ontology annotation, cellular component: nucleoplasm; chromatin. The record is from RefSeq and is a predicted model, not a curated record. Gene Ontology annotation, molecular function: ubiquitin-protein transferase activity; zinc ion binding. NCBI's taxonomy places the organism in Eukaryota, Metazoa, Mollusca, Gastropoda, Neomphalida, Peltospiridae. Gene Ontology annotation, biological process: positive regulation of DNA-templated transcription; intracellular transport.
AUGACGAGACACGUUGAAGGCGUUUUCAGCUGGUUCGACCGUGUGAUCGUGUAUAGCUUAGUGUUUUGUUAAUAACAAACGGUUCGCCAUUUCAGUACGGUUGACUUUAGUUGUAUUUACGCGACGAACGACAUUUCUCUCUCCAGACAAUCAAAACGACGAACCACAGAAAAAAGAACACUGGUUACAAAGUGGUGUUAGACCUGUGAAGAGAUUAACCACUCCAAAUGAUUUCGCUUUUGUAUUCCUCCGAGAUUACAUGUAGGCUGCUAUACAUGUGAUCAGUGACCAGGUAUACUGUUAUAUUCUGUACGCACCUGGAUGUCUGGUCCAGGUAACCACAGAAGACAACUCACAGGUAGACGGAUAACAGAGACUUGAAACAUAAAACUAUAUUCAUCAUGGCAGAAAACAUCGUGGUACCUAUACUUGAAAUACGAGAGGAAUUCGCCACGUGUGAAAUCUGUCUGGAUAAUUUUGAUGACGGAGUUAGAAUUCCGAGAACUCUACCCUGCCUCCAUACCUUUUGUUGUGACUGUCUCGAAAAAAUGUGGGGAGCAGCUGCACAAGGGGUGAAAUGUCCCAAGUGCCGAAAGCUUUGGCCAGUCCAAGGUUCCAUCAAAUCCUCAUUUCAGCAAAAUAACAUGUUGAUGCACAUGGUGGAAUAUAUCGGUUUUAAGAAAAAGCUCGGGGAUGUGCUGUGUAACCAAUGUCCUGAUAAUAAAGCCACUGUCCGGUGUCUAGAGUGUGAGAGAUACCUUUGUGAGACCUGCGACAGAUGGCAUGCAAUCUUUUUAGAAAAACACAAGCCCGUUCCUUUAACAGAAUUAGUUCACACACCACGAACAUUUCUGAAAACCCCCAGCAUGUGUCCAGUUCAUGGUGACAAGAAUAUUGAUGUAUACUGCAUGAGUGAGACGUGUGAGAAAGCAAUGUGCACUACUUGUGCCCUCUUGUCUCACAAAGAACACAAUAUUUGUGACCUCAGAGAAUUCUGUGAUGCCAACAAGAAGAAAAUCAGUUCCUCAUUAGACGCUCUGAAGAAAGCAUCAGAAUUACGCACAGAAUACAAAAGCAAGCUUGUAGAGCAGAAUGCUAAGCUAGAUAAAAUACAAGAGCAGGUUAUGAAGGAUAUUGAUGAACAUUCCAGUAAACUCGUGGAAAAGGUUGAAAAAACUUCAAAGAACCUGAAAAAAAAGGUUAUGGAAAAUGUAGCUAAACAAAAGGCCAAGAGAGAUGAACAACUUGCGCUGGUUGAUAAGUCAGAAGAGCUGAAAGCAGAACACGUCUUGUAUUGUCAGCAGGCGCUGUUAUUUGCCCGAGACGUGGAAUUUGUUGAGAUGGUCGAAUUAUUGAAGAAGAAAGGUAAAUCACUCAUGGAAGACUUACAACUGCCAGACCUGCAGUUAGAGAAUGUGUUGCUUAAUACAGAGACAUACAAAAAAGCAGAGCUGAGCAUUGGGCAGAUCUCGAUACAAGUAGAUAGAAAGGAAUCCAUGUUUGCUAAGGGAGGUCCUGCUUUCACCCAUCAUGCAGCUAAUGUGUCCGAAUCGGCUGCAGCUGCUACUACCCAACAAGUUAAAUCUCCCACAUUCAGCAACAUUGCCAGCAUGGAGGGGGGUUCUGCAACAACGUACUCCCCUCACAAUAGAUCCCAGUUCCAGCAGCCACAGCAGCAGCAGCAGCAGCAGCAGAAUGAAUUCAUUGCUGCUCAUCUCCGUGGACAAGCCCGUAAGUUCUCGAACCAAGCUUCCAACAUUCCGGCUAGUAUGCUGGGACCGGCUUUCUUCUCUGCACCACAGACGUUGGCUCCAGCAGCCCUUGCUGGUCCUCAACCCAUGACCGUCAUGUCGGGAGUCGUGGGCAGUCAGCCAGUGCAGUCGCCCUAUGUGGGGAUCCCGGUAUUAAGCAGUGUGACGCUGCCGACUGUCACCAGUGGCAGCAGCAGUUUGCUCCAGCAGUAUCUACAGACACCACAGGGGACUCCGGCGUCUGGCCAGAUGACUCCCGUGUUUGGACUGCAGCCAGCACACAAACCGUUUGUUCUGGGUAAUCUGUCCGAGCCCUCUGUUCCUCAUGGAAGUCCUGCUUUCACCCAUCAUGCAGCUAAUGUGUCUGAGUCAGCUGCAGCUGCUACUGCUCAGCAGGUUAAAUCUCCUAAGUUAAGAGACUUCAACAAACAGUUGUUGGAGAAGGCAAAAGUUUCUGCUCUUAAAGAAUCUUCACCAGCUGCUACUGUUCCUUCCGCCAAGCCUGUGCUGCCUACCCCACCUCCAAAGACAGUGAUAAAUAAAGACACGCCACAUUUGUCUGCGUUUGGCGGGAAACCAGUGUCGACAUCUACUCUGAUGGGAAAGGACUCCAAGUUAAGAGACCUCCACAAACAGUUGUUGGAGAAGGCUAAAGAUUCUGCUAAAGAAUCUUCACCAGCUGCUACUGUUCCUUCCGCCAAGCCUGUGCUGCCUACCCCAUGUCCAAAUCCUUUCUCAGGAUUCAGUUUCCCAGUUGCCAAACCAUCGACUGUGAACGCACUGACUGGCAGUGGUGAUCAAGGAGAUAAAGGUUCUCUGACUAGAGGAACAUUUUCCAUUGUUCAAAAUACUUCUGCUACAACAGUGGCUGAUGAACAACAAACGAUUUUCGGCUUCAAGGGAUUAGGACUUGCAGGACAGCAGCCAUUCCAGACGUGGAUCCCGAAUGUGAAUAGAUCAGGUUUCUUCUCGGUACCACAGACGUCGGCUCCACCAAUCCUUACUGGUCCUCAGCCCACGACCGUCAUGUCGGGAGUCAUGGGCAGUCAGCCAGUGCAGUCGCCCUAUGCGGGAAUCCCGGUAUCAAGCAGUGUGACGCCACAAGCUGUGAACAGUGGCAGCAGCAGUUCGCUCCAGCAGUAUCUACAGACACCACAGGGGACUCCGGCGUCUGGUCAGAUGACUCCCAUGUUUGGAUUGCAGCCGGAACACAAACCGUUCGCUCUGGGUAAUCUGUCCAUGCCCUCUGUUGCCCAGGGAAGUCCUGCUUUCAUCCACCACGCAGCUAAUGUGUCCAAAUCGACUGCUUCUGCUACUGCCCAACAGGUUAAAUCUCCCAUGUCUAGCGUUCAGGAUCUGUCCAUAUCAGCGGGAUCUCAGAAGUCAUCAAACUCUGCUGCAGAGAGACCUGCUGUGUUUAAUGAAAGGGCAAAACACACAUCAAAGAUUGAUAUUUCUCAUUGGGGGCGUUUGACGAUCGUGCCGUCCGGGGAUGGCGGAUACAUCGUUGCAAUGAAAACCGAUGAAGGUGAAGUGAUAUUUGAAAAUGAUUUGGCAUCCAUUAAGAUACCAACUGGCUUUGUACCUCAGCUAGUAUGUUUGAAGGUGACGCUGCCUGACAGAAAGACUGAAGAAACGAUCAAUCUUAGUUUUGAAGAUGUGGCUCAUGCUUCUAAGUUCAGAGACCUCUACAAACAGUUACUGGAGAAGUCGAAAGUUUCUGCUGCUAAAGAAUAUUCACCAGCUGCUAUUGUUCCUUCCAUCAAGCCUGUGUCACCUACCCCAUCUCCAAAGCCAGUGAUAAACAAAAAAACGCCACCUUUGUCUGCAUUUGGCAGGAAACCAGUGUUGACAUCUACUCCGAUCGGAAAGGAUUCCAUGUUUGGAGGUUUUACAUUGACGAGUACUCCGAUUGUGAAACCUCCACUAGAACCCACGAGCGAGACGAAGACAUCUCCCGGAUUCAAGCUGAAGGAGAGUAGCCUUAAUGUGACCAGACGAUCUGCAGGUGCUCAAGCUAAACCUUUCUCAGGAUUUAGUUUCCCAGUUGCCAAACCAUCGACUGUGACUACACUGACUGGCAGUGGUGCUCAAGGAGAUAAAGGUUCUCUGACUAAAGAAACAUUUUUCAUCAUUCAAAAUACGUCUGCUACAACAGCAGUUGAUAGACAAACGACUUUCGGCUUCAAGGGAUUUGGACUUGCAAGACAGCAGCCAUUUCAGACAGGGAACCCAACUACUGCUCCGUCACACGAGGAAGAGAAGGAAGAGGAGUACGAGCCCAGUGUGGACUUGAAGCCACUGAUAGAGCUCCCAGAGUUGGUGGAGGUGAAAACGGAGAACGAGAAGAAACUGUUCGGGAGCUCCCGUCUCUUCCGAUUCAUUGCCGGGACUAGACAGUGGAAAGAUUGUGCAAUCGGAGAGAUGAAGAUUUUGAAGAGUAUUGAUAGUAAGCGGUUCUGUUUUCUCAUAAGAUGGGAACAGGUACUGAAGAUCUGUGUCAAUCACAACAUCUUGGUUGACAUGAAGCUCAUUCCAAUGCCGAGUUCUGACAGGGCUUGGUGCUGGACAGCCAUAGACUUUGUAGACGAGUCCAAGAAAACUGAGCAGUUUGCUGUGAAGUUCAAAAACAAAGACAUUGCUGCCAAUUUUAAAGAGAUCUUUGAGAGCUGCCAGAAGGACCUUGCAGAUAAUGCAACUGAUUCUGAUGCUGCAGUCGUUCAUGAAGAAAAAGUUGCAAGUGCUGAUGCACCACAGAAAGAUAAAGACCAACGAAGCUUCGCUGAUAAGUUCAAACCGAAACCUGGGAGUUGGGAAUGUUCCGGCUGUUGUUGUAGAAAUGAUGCCGACGUUAUCAAAUGUCCUGCCUGUCAGACUUUAAAACCUGGACCUGCACCAGAAGACAUCAGCAAUAAUGGAGGCAGUUCCAUUGGUGGUGGUUUUACGUUUGGAAGUGUAAGUGGAUCUAUUGGGGGACCUUCUGGAGGGUUUAGCUUCACGCCUGAGAAGCCACAAUCCAUAGAAACUGUUGUUACCAUUGGCAGCAAAGACAAAGUCCAGCAGACCUUUGUAGACAAGUUCAAACCGAAACCCGAAAGUUGGGAAUGUACAGGAUGCUACUGUAGGAAUGAAGCAAACGUUUUGAAAUGCCCAGCCUGCCAGACUCUGAAACCCAGAGUAAAACAGGAUGAAGUUUCGGCUCAGACUGGGAAAAUAUCUACAGGAGGAGGUUUCCAGUUUGGUACUGCUGGAGGGUUUACAUAUGGGGCCAAGACCACACAACCCAAAGAAACAAAAGCUGCUCCUGUAGCUGAAGGUAAAGAGAUUUCCUUUGCUGACAAGUUCAAGCCAAAGCCUGGAAGUUGGGAAUGCACGGGCUGUUAUUGCAGGAAUGAUGCUAAUGUCCUUCAGUGUCCAGCUUGUCAGACAUUAAAACCGGAAAUAAAGAUGGUAUUUUAAGUGGAGGUGGUUUAAAAUUGGAACGUCUGGGGAAUUCUCUUUCAGCAAACCUCAGCCAAAGUACCAGCCAACCGAUUUUUUGUUCAAAGCAAAUAAAGCCUCUGCCUGUAGCACAUUUCCAAUACACAGUAAGGUAAGGUAUCUAGCUACAGUGAGUAAGUAGUUUGUGUGAUAGCAGCUGGGAUUUAUUUAUGAUCUAGAUUGUUGAGAAGUAACAGCAUUGGUAAGUUUGAAUGUUACUUCAGUGACUUGAUGCCAUUGGUUUAUUUCUUCAGAAUUUUGUAAUUUGAAACAAUUUUAUAAAAUAUGUAUCUCUCAUCUGACAGACACUUGGCAUGUAUCACGAAGUGCAUUGUGACUUUUAGAUGUUGAUAC